AGUGGUCACACUAUAUGUUAAGAAACGAUUGAAAAAUACAAUACAUUGAACAGGGAGCUUCUUUUGAACAGAAAACACAAUCACUUUUACAAUAGUAGAGUGACCUAAAAAUAACAGGAAUAAAAAAAGAAUAAUGUGCUCAGUCAACUUCCGCCCUGUCGUUUCCAUAGCAACCAUAAACUUUCCUGCACUCGGCCGUCCGCGCUCUCUUUUUUUCUAGUUUAACAUAUAACCCUUUGUAAGCAGGUUCACUCACGACUUGAACAAAAUGUCCUGGAAUCCAAACAACCACGGACUUCCGUUUUUACCGGGCUACACGUUUCGGGACAUUACGAAAACAGAGUUCCACCGACCCCAGACUCUGGAGUACAGGAAUGGCUUUGCUCUACCACGCCGCCCCCUGGUGGGUAUCGGUCAGGAGCCCCUGUUGUCUGAGCAGCUGAUCCAGCAGGAGAUGUCGGAGCUGUCCUUUGCGAGGCCCGGCAUCACUUACGGCUCGUUUGACAAGAGCCAGGCCGAGGAGUUUGUCCCAGCUCACGUUGCUCUGGACAAAAAAGUGCUGCGCUUCUUUGCCUACUUCCAGGAGGACGUCUUGUACGCCUCACAGGUGGAGAACCGUCUGCGCAAUGUGGUCAUGUACUAUUUCCUGGAGGAUGACAGCAUCAGUAUCUUCGAGCCCACGGUGGAGAAUUCCGGAAUCCCACAGGGGAAGAGACUGAAGCGGCAGCGUGUGCCCAAGAAUGACAGUGGCGAUCACUACCUGUGGAAGGACCUCAACAUUGGCAUGGACCUGGACGUGUACGGCGUCAAGUAUCACAUCACACAGUGCGACAGUUUCACGAAGAUUUUUUUGGAGAGCGAAGGCAUCCUGCUGAACGAUCCUGAGCCGAUGCCGAUGGUUUCUCACAGUAAAACACCAGAAAAGCCGGUGACGCCUCAAACAGCAACAGAUUUCGAUCGCAUGCUCCAGUUCCUCACGAUGGACAGGAAGGUGCUGCGCUUCUUCGCCUCAUGGGAGGACUCGGAUGGCGAGUGCCGACCCGUCACCAUCCACUAUUACCUGGUGGACAACACUGUGGAGAUCAGAGAGGACCACCAGCCCAACAGCGGCAGGGAUCGCUUUCCCGUGGUGCUGCGGCGGCAGAGGCUCCCCAAGAGGAUGAAGGCAGCGUCCGAAAACUUCCCUCGCUGUGUCCUGGAGCUUUCACCAGCCGAGGUGGACGAGUACUAUUCACCGAGAGACUUCCAGGUGGGCCAGAGCCUGGAGCUGCUGGGUCGCCGCUUCCUUCUGUGCAACUGUGACCACUUCACCAAAGAGUAUUACCAGAAGAAUCUGCCAGACAUCACAAUGCAAACCCUGGAAGUCCAGAAGACGGCGGACGUGCUCCAGGACAGGAAAAAGGAGGUUCCGCCCUACAACUACUUCGGCUCACUGGAGGACUCACUCCAGAACUGUUUGUCUCUGAUCCCGAAGCCGUCGAAGCGGAACGUGCAGAAGAUGCUGGAGAACGGCAAUAAGGUGUUGCGCUACACCGCUCAGCUGGACUCCCCCAAUCCAGAAGACGAAGGUCGACACUUCAUUCUGUCCUACUAUCUUUCAAAUGACAUGAUCGGCAUUUAUGAAAAACCCACCCGUAACUCCGGCAUCCUGGGCGGGAAGUUCCUGGAAAAGACUCGCGUUCCCAAGCCAGGUUGCUCCGUGGAGAACCCCGAGUUCUACUCACCAGCGGACUUUGCUAUUGGAUCCACUGUGGAGGUUUUCAGUCACCGCUUUGUGCUGACCGAUGCCGACCACUAUGUGCUGAAGUACUUGGAGUCCAUCUCUAAUGAGAUCCCCACUGAGACGCUCGAGUCGGUGCGCAACAAACUUGGAGUGACUCGGCCCAACACUCAGCCUGAUGAAGGAACUGGUGACGGCGAAUCGCAUUGAUUUUAGAGCUUGGUCACGCCCACUUUUCAUGUAUCGAGGACUAUCCAAUAAGAACGUCAAUAAACAGUGUUGUUCGAUGUCAGCGAGUCUGUGCUUCGUGAAUUACACCGCAGAA
Messenger RNA from Synchiropus splendidus (mandarinfish), 2045 nucleotides. Its product is annotated as EF-hand domain-containing protein 1-like. Gene Ontology annotation, cellular component: axoneme; mitotic spindle. The transcript has 10 exons. Gene Ontology annotation, molecular function: alpha-tubulin binding. The record is from RefSeq and is a predicted model, not a curated record. Gene Ontology annotation, biological process: mitotic spindle organization; mitotic cytokinesis; cilium-dependent cell motility. NCBI's taxonomy places the organism in Eukaryota, Metazoa, Chordata, Actinopteri, Syngnathiformes, Callionymidae. The coding region runs from base 269 to 1930 and encodes 553 amino acids.